Messenger RNA from Phalaenopsis equestris, 864 nucleotides. Its product is annotated as 60S ribosomal protein L10a-like. The transcript is spliced from 6 exons. Gene Ontology annotation, cellular component: large ribosomal subunit. Lineage: Eukaryota; Viridiplantae; Streptophyta; Magnoliopsida; Asparagales; Orchidaceae. The record is from RefSeq and is a predicted model, not a curated record. Gene Ontology annotation, molecular function: RNA binding; structural constituent of ribosome. The coding region runs from base 161 to 811 and encodes 216 amino acids. Gene Ontology annotation, biological process: translation.
UCUGAAUCCUCUUAACUUGUGCUACCGGAACCCCGGCGCACCAACUAUAAAAGGUGGCCGGCUUACGAUUUAGGGUUUCCUGUCCUUCUCGCCCUUAGCCCCGCCGCCACUUACCAUUCUCUCCGACGAAAAGUUUAGCAGCUAAGUCAGGCUUGGAACUAUGAGUAAGUUACAGAGUGAUGUUUUGAGGGAAGCAAUAUCCCAACUUGUCAGCGACUCUCGUGAAAAAAAGCGCAACUUUACGGAAACUAUUGAACUGCAAAUUGGACUGAAAAAUUACGAUCCUCAAAAGGAUAAGCGCUUCAGUGGCUCCGUUAAGCUGCCCCAUAUUCCUCGUCCCAAGAUGAAGGUCUGCAUGCUUGGGGAUGCCCAACAUGUUGAAGAGGCUGAGAAGAUAGGUUUGGAGUGGAUGGAUGUUGAAGGGCUGAAGAAAAUGAAUAAGAACAAAAAGCUUGUCAAAAAGCUUGCUAAAAAAUAUCAUGCUUUCCUAGCGUCGGAAGCCAUCAUCAAACAGAUACCCCGCCUUCUUGGCCCCGGCCUCAACAAAGCAGGAAAGUUUCCGACACUCGUGACACAUCAGGAAACCCUCGAAUCAAAAGUCAAUGAGACCAAAGCAAUGGUUAAGUUUCAGCUAAAGAAAGUUCUCUGUAUGGGCGUUGCUGUUGGAAAUUGUGCGAUGGAAGAGAAGCAGAUCUUUCAGAAUGUUCAGCUCAGUGUGAAUUUCUUGGUCUCUCUUCUGAAGAAAAAUUGGCAAAACGUAAGGUGCUUGUAUCUGAAGAGCACAAUGGGCAAGCCUUACAGAGUGUUCUGAGCAGGUUAUGAGGAGCUUUGCCUAUGAGAAAAUUAUGGAGACAAUUACAUUUU